Molecule: messenger RNA, 938 nt
Organism: Mercurialis annua (annual mercury)
Lineage: Eukaryota; Viridiplantae; Streptophyta; Magnoliopsida; Malpighiales; Euphorbiaceae
Product: ADP-ribosylation factor-like protein 8c
Exons: 6
Coding region: 173-727 (184 amino acids)
Biological process (GO): protein transport
Molecular function (GO): GTP binding; GTPase activity
Source: RefSeq, a predicted model, not a curated record
GGUUAUUACAAGAACAAUAACAGAACACUUAACUGACAGACGAACACAAACAUAAAAACAUUAUACUUUUACUGUCUUUCAAGUUUCCUUCUUUCCUUAAACUUAUCAAUUCUUUAGGGUUCCAUUCAUUAAUUUCUACUACAUCUUCUCAAAGGUUAAAUCUUUUAUCUUAAUGGGUUUCUUUGAUUCCAUUCUCAACUGGCUCCGCAGUUUAUUCUUCAAACAAGAAAUGGAGCUAUCCCUUGUAGGCCUUCAGAAUGCAGGAAAGACAUCUCUUGUUAAUGCAGUUGCUACUGGAGGGUACAGUGAGGACAUGAUUCCAACUGUUGGGUUCAACAUGAGGAAAGUCACGAAAGGCAACGUGACCAUAAAGCUCUGGGAUCUUGGAGGUCAACGGAGAUUCCGUACCAUGUGGGAACGCUACUGUCGUGGCGUCUCUGCAAUUCUAUAUGUAGUUGAUGCUGCUGAUAGAGACGGUGUUCCCAUUGCACGAAGUGAAUUACAUGACCUCGUAGUAAAACCUUCCUUAACUGGAAUUCCGUUGCUUGUUCUUGGAAACAAAAUAGACAAAUCUGAAGCUCUUACUAAGCAAGCUUUGGUGGAUCAGCUAGGCCUUGAAUCAAUUACAGAUAGAGAAGUGUGCUGCUAUAUGAUCUCAUGCAAGGACUCGAUUAAUAUAGACGUCGUUAUAGAUUGGCUCAUCAAGCACUCGAAAACUGCAAAAUGAUCCGCAACUCAAACAUAUCAUCCUAGUCAGUGCUCUUGCUUCGAAAUCGACGGAGGGUAAGAUUCUAAGCUUGGAAGCACAACUUGUGAAAUAGUAAUCCCUAAUGGGGUAAUACUUCAUCUGUUUGUUCUUUUAUCAAACAUGUUGUACAGCUGCAGAACAAUUUAUCCAAGUUCUUGAGGCAUUGUUUAAUUUAUUUAUUUUUAACUCC